AUGGCAGGACGUUCCUACAGCCCCCUCAUGCUUGCCCUCUCUUUGCUUCUUCUGCUCUCAUUCUGGAAUGUAGCUCAGGCUUAUACGCGCAGUGGAACGCUUCGUCCUUCAGAUUGCAAACCCAAGUGCACGUACCGUUGCUCAGCAACAUCACACAAGAAGCCAUGCAUGUUUUUCUGCGAGAAGUGUUGUGCUAAAUGCCUCUGCGUUCCUCCUGGUACUUAUGGCAACAAGCAAGUCUGCCCCUGCUACAACUCCUGGAAGACCAAGGAAGGAGGACCCAAAUGCCCUUAA
Messenger RNA from Sphenostylis stenocarpa, 294 nucleotides. The record is from the annotation of a GenBank genome assembly. Lineage: Eukaryota; Viridiplantae; Streptophyta; Magnoliopsida; Fabales; Fabaceae.